UUAAAAAUAAAUAAAGUAGAAAUAAAAAACGUGGAGCUGAAAAGGAUACGAAAAAGGCAAUUGCUUGAACCCCCACAGCCGAAGAAGAAGAAGAAGAAGAAGAAGAAGAAGAGCGGGAACGGCAGGACGAAAGCACAAACAAUUGCUCAAUUUACUCGCUCUAGAAUUGCAUCACGUAACUAUCCAAUAAUUGAUAAACUUCCAUCUCAUAGCCGUGUCAGAUCAGGAGUUGCAGCUUUGGGCCUUGCAGCAUGCUUUCACAAAACUACUGGUCCUUUUUGCCAUAAACACCAUUGUCGGUGCUGUUUCUUCUAUGUACCACAGCCUGCAUUGGCCACCAGUUUCAAGAAGAUGGCCUGGUCUAUUAGGAGCAGUGUAGACAGCAGUGGGUUGGAUCCUUCUCCAAAUAGCACUAAUGGCACAACAAGAUUAAUCAGGGCCAUCCAAGCUAUUCUAACCAAAUUAGAAACAAGAAUCCAGGAGAUAAGAAAAGGCCUUCCAGUAAAACUACUGUUUUUCUUAGCAGGAUUUUACUGUGCAACCGCAUUUGCCACUGUUAUUGGGCAAACUGGCGACUGGGACAUUCUCUCUGCUGCCUUGGCUGUGGUAGUUGUAGAGGGGAUUGGUGCUCUCAUGUACAGGGCACUUCCUUUAUUAAACAAGAUUAGGAGGUUAAUAACCAUGUUUAAUUAUUGGAAAGCUGGGCUUUCUCUUGGUCUCUUCUUGGAUUCAUUCAAGUACUAAAUGGAUGAUGUUUUUGGGUUAAGCAAUCACUUCAGUUUUGAACUAGAUGGAUUCCCCAAUUUCUUGUAACACAACUCUUUCAGAUGUUGUCUCUGGCCGAUAACAUCUGUUCGAAGCAUUAAGAAGUGAUUGGUAUAGCAUACUAUAUAUAGGUCAGGACCUGACUGAACCGGGGAGAAAGGGCAACAUUACACCAGUUGGAAACCCAAUGGAGAAAGUGAGUCAGUGACUUUUUGGUGAAGGAGGGUCCCAAUGCCCUCCAAUGGCUCGUGAUCUUGAUAACUAUCAUCGCUUGGAAGAGAAAAAUGGAAAAUGGGAGGCUGAUGUUACAGAUUUUCUGAUGCUCUGAACUCGUUUCACUUUGAGCUCACAUGGAUGAGUCUGCUCCAAUUGCCAGCCUCGUCUGUCUUGUCUGCUGCACAUUUUUCAGAAGUACAAUAUUGCUUGGCGUCUUUUGAAAGGGUUGUGUUAGCCAUUGGUGUCCACUGUCCGCUUUGCUGGGUUUCAAUAAGGGCCUGUCAUUUUAUGGUGCCACUACUCAACAGAAAAGAGAAUCCGUCUCUGCUUUCCUCGCUCUCUGAAGACUGAACCCCGCAAGAGGACAUUAUUAUCAGAAUCAUUAUGCUAGACGUGGGUUUUAGCGCGGACUGGAAUUUGAAGGCAUUUUAGUGCAUUGGUUUUAUUUAUUCUUUCUGAGUUUCUUGCCCUUGGGUAGAAAGUACCUACAAAUUGUGGUAUGCUAGCGAGUGGAGCGCAAUAAAUAAAUAGCACCAAUGUUUUGUUGAGAAUUUAA
Messenger RNA from Ziziphus jujuba (common jujube), 1537 nucleotides. RefSeq lists its product as uncharacterized. The transcript is spliced from 3 exons. The annotation marks the transcript as partial. The record is from RefSeq and is a predicted model, not a curated record. Lineage: Eukaryota; Viridiplantae; Streptophyta; Magnoliopsida; Rosales; Rhamnaceae.